AUGUCGAGAAUCAAGUCUCCGCCACCAAGCUUCCAGACAGUCGUGAACGACGCAAACAACUCACAGGCGGCUGCCGGCAGUUCCGCCGAUAUCUUCUCCCAACCAGCUACCGAAGAAGCAGACCGCGCCACUAGCUUGAUAGGUAUGAACGAACUUCACCGCCAAACGCUUGCUGCGAAUGUGCCAACACAGCGAUAUGGUCGAAUGUACGCCUCGCUGGAUCACAAAGGCGUAGUCGCCCCCGGGUUAGGUGCUGGGCCAGACGCCCACCUUGUUGCGAAGGGAGUGACGGUUCUUGAGACUCUUCUGGGCCUAACCAGUGAUCUGAAUGAAUCUUUUGUGCUCUGGAGCUCCACAUGGGACGAGCAGACGAGUCUGGGUCCAAUAGAGAAGGCGGCGUGGCAAGCGACACAUGCCAUGCUCUCUGACUUACGACACGCAGACUCACCGGUGGAAUUGCGUGAGAGAUCUCGAAUCUUAACCGAACGUAGCGCUUAUCGUGUCAGUUAUCCGCGCUCCGCUGAAGAUAGGGCCCUCUGUCGGGCGUUCGUAGGCGAGUCGCUGCGCUGGGAGCUCUUAGGAAUGUACUGCUCCCGCAUUGGACUGUAUUUUGGCUACCAGGAGUCUGCGACCCCAAGCUCAGGCGCCGGAGGAAACGCCAACAGAGAGCCGAAGUCGAUGCUACGUCAGGCAUUCUUUGCUUGCACGGAGUGUGCAUCCUUGUGUGCAUCCUUAGGUCAAGUCAACGACCUCACCAUUUUCCACCUGUGCACGGCGAUCAGUCUUGCAACCUGGUGCUUUGGUGAUGAUUCUUAUCACGCUUGGCAGCUAAUAGGGGAUGUGUCCUCGGUCGUGUACUCACUCAAAUUCAACAAGCCUAGCGUCAUUGGUGAGGGUGUGCCAUUGUACCUGUCGGAGCUUCGCAAGAGAGCUUUGGGGCAAAUCCAUGAGCAUGACAAGCUCACGGCCACUUUCGUUGGUCGACCUCCGAGACUCACUCGACGGUACUGCACGAUGCAAAUGCCCUUUGAUCUGGCCAACGAAGUUAUCGAAGGAUCUACGGAAUGCCUGGAGAUGGCUGUUGCCAUGCUAGGUGAGGAUGGGUGGGAUAAGUCGAGGCUCAUCAUGCCUGCAACUCGCCAACGAGUGCUCAUGAUACUCUGCCCACUGCGAGAAGAGGUCUUGGAACUAUCUCUGGGUUCGUCAGUGGCAGACUGGGUACCACGUGCGCAGUAA
This is a messenger RNA of Recurvomyces mirabilis, 1236 nucleotides long. RefSeq lists its product as uncharacterized. The coding region runs from base 1 to 1236 and encodes 411 amino acids. NCBI's taxonomy places the organism in Eukaryota, Fungi, Ascomycota, Dothideomycetes, Mycosphaerellales, Teratosphaeriaceae. The transcript is spliced from 2 exons. The record is from RefSeq and is a predicted model, not a curated record.